AUGACUACCUACCUCCUGUCCAAGAUAGGCGACCCCAUAUUUGCGCUUGGCAUGGGCGUCGCAGCGGCCUUCUCGCGCAUCCGCCGCGACCAGAUCGAGAAGAAUCCCGAGAAAGCCUCAGACAUCGGAUACGGGACCGUCGUGCAGCUGGGCCAGCGGCGAUUGCAGCGGUGGUGGAAUGGGGAUUUUAAAGAUCUGUGA
Messenger RNA from Penicillium canariense, 201 nucleotides. RefSeq lists its product as uncharacterized. Lineage: Eukaryota; Fungi; Ascomycota; Eurotiomycetes; Eurotiales; Aspergillaceae. The record is from RefSeq and is a predicted model, not a curated record. Bases 1 to 201 code for a protein of 66 amino acids. The transcript is spliced from 2 exons. Gene Ontology annotation, biological process: protein secretion.